Mercurialis annua (annual mercury) is the source of this 1029-nucleotide messenger RNA. RefSeq lists its product as uncharacterized. The record is from RefSeq and is a predicted model, not a curated record. Lineage: Eukaryota; Viridiplantae; Streptophyta; Magnoliopsida; Malpighiales; Euphorbiaceae. Bases 321 to 740 code for a protein of 139 amino acids. The transcript is spliced from 2 exons.
UUCCUUGCAAUUUUUCUCUCGAACCAAACGCUGAAGAGAAAAUCUUGCCGUUUCUUUAUUCGUACAAUCGCCGCGUCGUCGCUUUUUACUUUCUCUAGAAAACAAGAAUUUCCCGAGAAACAAACAAAAUUUUGCCUACGAUUUAUAAUACGACGCAGCACCUCUGAUAAGUUUCUCUCCAAUCAAAUAGAUAAAGAAAAGAUUUUAUGUUUAUCCACUCGCCUCGAUCUUAGCAAAAUCAAGAGAUUCUGUUCAAAAAUUCAUUAACGGAUUAGGUUAAAACUUAAAAAAAAACUCAAUUAUUUUCUUUCUAAAGAAAAAUGAUGAGAAGUUCAAAUCAACAGCAACAAGAUCAUCAAUCGAGAAUUUUUUAUGAGCUAUCAGCUUUAGUUCUCAAUUUGCUACGCUCACCGCCGUCGCCGUCGCCGACGAGUUCGUAUUCGGAUCAAUCGGGGACUGGUUCGGAGUUGAGGAGGCGGAGGGCGGUGGGGCAGAUAACGCCGGCGGGAUUUGCGUCGUUGAUGUUGGGGAUAUCGAUGGCGUUGAUGUUGUGUGGAUCGGUGACGUUUUUUAUUGGGUUUAUAUUGAUGCCUUGGGUUCUUGGAUUAGUGAUGGUUUUUUAUGUGGCUGGGAUUGUUUCUACUUUAUCUAUGUUAGGCCGUUCGAUUCUUUGUUAUGUUUUGUCUCCUCCUCCUCCUUCUCCUACGAAGGAUCAAAUUCCCUCAUGGAAACUUUUGUGAGAGAGGAGGUUGCGCAGAGGAGUUAAUAGGAGGAUUUAGCAGCUUGAGAAGAUAUACUGAGAAGAUAAAAAUUGGAAGCUUUUGAAAGUAUUGAUGGCAGGAAUUGUGGAUAACUGUUGUUCCUGAAGACUGAAAUUUGUGGAUAUGGUAUGGCCUCUUUAUUUAGUCAAAAAUAGUGGAUUAUUGAAGGUUUUUUAAAGACCUAUAUUGUAAUGAAUUCCAUACUUUUGAGAUGAAAUGGGAGGAUUAUCCCCAUUUCUUCUCUAAUAUUCAAUUUCUAUUUUAGUAA